This is a messenger RNA of Hyla sarda, 3363 nucleotides long. It is a transcript of the gene IGF1, whose product is annotated as insulin like growth factor 1. Gene Ontology annotation, molecular function: hormone activity; growth factor activity. The record is from RefSeq and is a predicted model, not a curated record. The coding region runs from base 87 to 548 and encodes 153 amino acids. The transcript has 4 exons. Lineage: Eukaryota; Metazoa; Chordata; Amphibia; Anura; Hylidae. Gene Ontology annotation, cellular component: extracellular region.
UUCUUUUUUUUUUUUUUUUUCCUUUUUUUCCUUUUUCUUGUUAUCAGCUAGCAAUCUCAUUUGCAGACUGAGUACUUAAAGAAGCUAUGGAAAAAAACAACUCUCUCUCAUCACAAUUAUUAAAGUGCCACUUUUGUGAUAUCUUAAAGGUGAAGGCACACACAAUGUCCUAUCUUCAUCUCUUUUACCUGGGUUUUUGUCUACUCACUUUAACCCAUUCAGCAGCUGCUGGCCAAGAGACACUCUGUGGCGCUGAGUUAGUGGAUGCUCUUCAGUUUGUGUGUGGAGAAAGGGGCUUCUUUUUCAGUAAACCAUUAGGUUAUGGAUACAGCAGUCGGCGAACACAAAACAGAGGGAUAGUAGAGGAAUGCUGCUUCCAAAGCUGUGAUUUAAGAAGGUUAGAGAUGUACUGUGCACCUGCCAAGCCAGUGAAAUCGGCACGAUCCGUGCGUGCCCAACGUCACACUGAUAUGCCAAAGGCUCAGAAGGAAGUACAUCAGAAGAAUGCAAGUAGAGGAAACACAGGGAGCCGGAGUUUCAGGAUAUAAUACUAAUGCCACUCAAGUCUUGAAGAAUGAAUGUGCCAUCUGCAGGAUACAUCACUGAAAUUGAAAAUCAGAUAAAACAGGGAAAGACUUUACUUCUCUCAAUCAAUGGGCAUUCUUCCUCUGCGCAAUGCAAAUACACAUUCCAAUAUAAUGUAUUCCAUACAGAAUCAAGAUAUCUUACAUAGCUGAUCUAAUACUGUGUAAUCUUUCACCUGUUUUAUACAUCCUGCACAAACAUUUCUUUUAAUAGCCUGUGUCCCCUAGAAGUCCAAAAAUAAAUGGCCUUCUUGAUGGCUCCAAUUGCACUAUACUUAACUAAUGUUUCAUGGGUGCUGGAAGAAUGACCCAGACAUGUCUAUAUUUGCACUUCUCCUCCUGGGCGGUUUAUUAUCCAGCGUCCAAUAACAUUGUUUGCCUGCCCUUCUGUAUUUGCACAGUUUAGCUUUUCAGUAGCAGAACAUGUUUUUAUUCCUCCCUCUAUGUUCAUGAAUCCUAUCAUCCCAACAUAUGUUGAUUGUGAACCAGGUUUUCACAUUUCACCAUGGCUUGAUCCAUCCACCUUUUGCUGAAUAUGUUAUGAUGCAACAGUUAAACACGUCUAGACUCAUAGAAAUCACACAUCUCUCUAGGUGAUAAGCUAGUUUUUUGUCCAACAGUAUACAUUUGUGCUCAAUUCAUUCAAUAUCUGUAUAUCACUAAUGCACAUAUAUCAUUUGGUAUGUAGAGCUGUAAAAUAGUACAAUGGUGCUACCUUAUGUUGUAGUGAGUGUUGUAUAAGGAUCUGGCCACAAAUGUUAACUGGUAAAAGCAAAGACAUCCCUUAAGGACAAACCAGGGCCGUACUGUAAGUGUCCAUGCCGUUUUAUUGAGUUUUACCUUUGACUUGGACUGAACUUGAAUGAAAGAAAUGUGAAAAUAAAUAUACUGAUUAUUUAUCAUUGAGAGAGGAAAUAGAUGUAAAAAUCACAUUGCUGAAGAUACCCUUUUUUCAAAAAUAUUUUUUUACACACUGCCCACUAUUCAGAGUUUAUUUUUCUUUUUCUUUUUUUUUUUCUUUACCUAUUUAAGGGACUUGUAAAACUAUGACAACCCAUUCCAGUUAGAAGCCCUCCAGAUGAUCAGUGGUGAUCAACUGGGAAAGCUGUAACCACUGCUAAGGAAAUGCAGUAUUACAUGCCGGCCAUUUACACUAAGAUCAAUAGGUAAUAAAAGGAGGUCUUAAGCAGGUUAGCCUUUCUACAAGACCCAUAUGCUCCAUUCUUAUUUUCAACUCCUUGAAGCAGUCCUUUAAAGUGUUAACAUUGAUGUUGAAUGGCACACAAUGCUUUACAUCCUAACAUGCAACAAGAUGGACAGGGGUAUAAUUAUUGGUUUAACCCAAUGUCUUCUCCAGGCUACUGCCAUAAAUUGUCUGAUUCUUGGCUCACAAGUAUUAGUGCAGCAAACAAUAAGCCUUUGUGCUGAUAUAUUACAAAGCCUUUCAAAUUUUUAGCCCCUCGUAGACAAGGAAUUUGCCAUGUGGACAGCUUGAUUAUAGGGCUGCGCUGCUUUUCUAACCACACAAUGUAUAGGAAUAUUUUCCUAGCAGUUACAAAAUAUGCUUGUUUUAUCUUAACCCCCUUUACUUGUGUGUAUUGAAAGGCAUUUUUUCAGUAUUCAACAAUGAAAAAGUGUUAAUAGCCACUAACUCGUACCAUAUGGAAAGAGUUCUUCUCCAAGAGGGUCCUGUCAUAAUAAUAAAAUGAUUGCUUCAGUCAUCUCCCAGUAAAGAAUCUCUUCACCAUUUAACAGUUUGGUUGUGUUUAAUUUGUACAGCAGAUGUCAAAAAGGACAAAUCCCCUGAGUCAAUUUACGUCAGUUCAUUGAAUCAUGACCCUUAUUCCAUAUGUGACUUGAGGAGGAGGUUCACUUAAUUUAUGGGAAAGGAAACGCCUGCUUUCCUUACAUAUAUAAUGCUAUUUUCAGAGUUAAUAAUUCUACCAUAAAUGAACAGUGUGUCAUUUAGAUACACUAGUUACUGUUGACCCAAUAAUGGGAAUUACUAAAUGAAAUCUAAAAAACAAUGUUUAACAAAUAAUAAUAACUUAUAAUGUAUUCUCUUUGGACACCAGUCCCAAUAAAUCCAGGAAUAGGUGUCUAUGCUUUAACGUAAUAGGUAGUUAAGUAGAACAGAAUAUUCUCUUUCAAUUCAUAGGCAGGUGACUAUGUGUUAAAAGCUUUCCAAGUCUUUCCAGUCAACACUGUGGGGGAGAUUUAUCAAAACCUGUCCAGAGGAAAAUUUGGCCAGUUGCCCAUAGCAACCAAUCAGAUUGCUUCUUUCAUUUUGCAGAGAUCAUGGUAAAAAUGAAAGAAGCGAUCUGAUUGGUUGCUAUGGGAAACUAGACAACGUUUCCUCUGGACAGGUUGUGAUAAAUCUCCCCCUGCAUAAGGGUAGGGUCGAAGAGAGGGUAGCAUUAAAAAUACUUUUCCUUGUGUAAACUAGACAAAAGAAUCCUUUACCAUCAAGUUUUCCACACAGAAUUUCUCAGUUUAUGGGAUGUAAAAUGACUGUUUUGCAGCUCAAAAAGCAGGCUGUUUGUUCAGACACACAUUCUUUAUGAACAUAGUUGUUUUGGGCCAAUUUUGUAAUGGGCCAUUCACAGCUCAAAAUACAUCUAUAUAUAUGACCCAAUUUUACAUGUAUUAUGACUCAAUCACAAACAGCUACUUUUUGGUCAUAAAACAACACAAGAAACAUCUAAAUGUUUCAGAUGUUUUUUGACUGAAAAACGGCCAUUACAUUACAGUUUAAAAAGCGGUGAGGGAGAAUAAGGCU